AUUUCUUAGGAACACGUAGCGCGUAUCAACACCGUUAAAUAAAACAAACUGGACAUAUUCAGAUUUCAGACACGACGCAAACUAAAAUCCUUCAUCAAAUCUUCCUCUGUAGACAUGUCUUGUUCCCACCGUUGAUCAUUUUCACCAUAGUCCCAACUCCCAACCGGCCCUGCUUUCAUCAAACCCCUAACUGUUGGUGUUUUUGUGUCAGCAGCGCACAGAAAAAGUAAUGAAAUAUCAGUGAAAAGUGUGAAAACCAAAGCAAAGAUCGAAUUUUGUUGGGUUCGCAGCGAUGACGAGCAGUUGGAGAAGAACAUUGGGAAAUGUGAGGUCCUUCAUUGGCAAUACCAUGGGAGGCCUUAGAGGAGGAACAAACUUGGCUUCUUGGGCUGUAGCUGGAACCCUCGCUUAUUUUCUUUGGGUCAAGCCCUCUCAAGACCUCAAACGCGAACAACAGGAAAGGGCUGCGCUUGCAGCUUCGGAUCCUAAUCGCUACAUUGAGAAACGAAAACCAAUUCCUGACCCUCAGGGUGUUUGCAAAUCUCUAGGGGCAUAGAUUGUUUAUAUAUUCACACUUGGAAGUAAAAGAUCGUGUCCUAGUUUGCAUUUCAAAGAGCACUGAAGAUUAUGGAGGUGGCCAUGGUGAUGCAAGUGCCCAGUAAGGGCAUCAAUAGACCAUUGGUAUGAGAUCAAUUAACCAAUUUGAUUUUGUCCUGUAUUCGAAAGCUUCCAACUUCUCACGAUUGGCUAAAGCUCUAAAAUGAGGACUUCCUGGGAUAGCCAAAACUGAACAGUGCAUAGGUUGAUUGAUGAGGACAUAGGCACAUAGCUCUUGGUGUUUCUCUUUGAAAACCAUGCAUUUCGCUCAAGAAGUAUGUAAGUUUCAAUCCAAUGUGGCAUCCAUAUUCUUGAUGAGAUUCAUGUAUGCAUGUGGAAGCCUUAGCACCUUAAUGAGCCAUGAAUCCCCUAAUCAUUUUGCUUUUUUUUAUUUGGAAUUCCAUGUCUAGGUUGGUUUUGAAGGGUUUGCAAUGUUAUGUACCUUCUAAAUUUGUUAAAUAACCAUUUUUACCAGUUUUUAUUGAGUAAUGGCUAGAGUUCUGCUGGUGGCAGCUUAAUCUAAAUCUGUUAGUUUGUGGCUAAGAUUCUCAAUAAGUGCUUUGACAUAUUGAAUAAUAUCUUGGACUGGGUGUCAAAAAUUAUUUAGGAUUCUCUAGAGUUCUUACAGUAACACCACCAUGGAGUAUCCAAAAUUCAUCCAUUCAUUUUUAAAUCAGAGGACUGGAUUUUGUCACGUCAUCAAUAAUUUAAAUAAAUACCAAUAAUACCAAUAUGGUGAUAGUCAAUGUUUUUAAAUGUUGAUGACACGAUAAAGUCGAAUUGACUCAUUUCAAAAUGGAUAAAUAGGAUUUUAGGAACUCCAUUUAUCCUUAGAACUCUAGAGGAUCCUAAUCCCUCAAUCCAUACUAAGAAAAACCAUAAUGAAUUAAGCAUUGUAGACUAGAUUUAACAAAGUAUGACUUUGGUACUUGGUCAUACCC
Molecule: messenger RNA, 1538 nt
Organism: Quercus robur (English oak)
Lineage: Eukaryota; Viridiplantae; Streptophyta; Magnoliopsida; Fagales; Fagaceae
Exons: 3
Coding region: 293-556 (87 amino acids)
Source: RefSeq, a predicted model, not a curated record